AAAAGUACACCCAAAAAAACAAUAAUGCAACUGGAAAAUCCUGUACGCGUACGGUAGUUUUACAUCAUGAUUAUGAAAAAUUGUUGUUUCAAAUUUUACACAAUUUUUUUAGGUAAAUGGUAAAUAGAUCGUUGCCAGAAAAUUAAUUCUGGAAUCAAGCUGACAAAAAAAAAAUUAUUUAUUGGUUUUUAGUACUCAAAAUGAUAAUAAAUGUAUGUUACCGUUCUGGAGAUAUUUAAUGAAAAACAUCGGAAUGUACGCGAAAUUAAAUCUUGAGUUUCAAACCGAUAAAAUAAGACCGUUACACGUUAAGACAAAAGAUGAGCGCGACACGUUAAGACAAAAAUCACUGUCGUGAUCAGAUUUCUUUCUUUCCAUGUCUCAGACUCUCAGUCGGAUAUAGCUCACGUUUACAUAAAUUCUUCUCAAUCCGACUACAAGUUCCCUUUUUCGUUUUGUCUCUCAUCAACCAAUGCUUCAGGAAUCCAAAAAGGAAAUCGCAUCUCUACAAUCAGAGGAGAAAAAGCUCUCGAGAUUAAAAGAAACUGCUAAAACACGGAAUGAGGGAGCGAUUGGUCGGCAACUGAUCCGGCUAAGGAGCAGACAGCUAACUUACAAGGUAGCCGAGCUCAAAUGCGAGGCUUGGCUACUCAUAGACAGGCUAAAGCAUGCACAUGCUUCGGUUGGUACAGAAAUCCAAGGUGCCACUAAGGCAAUGGCAGCUAUGAGCAAGCUAAACAGGCUAAGGUUAUGAGAGAAUUCCGAAAACAGUGCACAAAUAGACAUGGUUGUAAGUUGUAACAAUCCAUCUUUUCUUUUCCCUUUUAUUUUCGGAAUUUAGAAUUUAAUUCCCAAUAUUUUCACAAAUAAAGGUAUUAACAGUACAAAAUAUUUUUAGAUUUAGAACUAAAUUAAAUAUAUUCUCAAAUAAAGGUAUUUUUAACUUUACACAUUUUGGAUUUUAAAAUAAAGGUAUUUUAAAUUUAUAAAAUAUUUUAGUUUCGAAAAAAGUGUAGGUGAUAUAAAUAAAAUUCAAUACCUUGAAAACAAACCAAACUUUUGCACUCUAUCCAUAGAAUUUUCUAUAUUCAGUUAGAGGGAUACAUGUGUUUAAAUGUUUUUAUAUUGUGUAAUUAUGAUACUUGCACUAAGUUUCUAUAAAAUAUAUUUAUUUAAUUAAAAUUUUUAAACAAAUAUUAAAUUUUCAACUAAUGUGAAAACAAAUUGCAUUUUACAUCUUGUCCUUAUAUUUUCUUUGAUCCGUUAGAGAUGUAAAAGUUUAGUUAGUUUACACUUAGGUUAUAAAUUUAACAUUUAUUUGAGAACAAUAAAGUGGUUUAUCAAUUUUCAGAUUUAUAAAACAUUAUAUAUUUUUGUGACCAAUAGAUUGUGAAAUAUUUUUAUUUGAGAACAAUCUAAA
Messenger RNA from Brassica rapa (field mustard), 1420 nucleotides. RefSeq names its product vacuolar protein sorting-associated protein 2 homolog 3-like. Lineage: Eukaryota; Viridiplantae; Streptophyta; Magnoliopsida; Brassicales; Brassicaceae. The record is from RefSeq and is a predicted model, not a curated record.